This is a messenger RNA of Daucus carota subsp. sativus, 898 nucleotides long. RefSeq lists its product as uncharacterized. The record is from RefSeq and is a predicted model, not a curated record. The coding region runs from base 114 to 767 and encodes 217 amino acids. Lineage: Eukaryota; Viridiplantae; Streptophyta; Magnoliopsida; Apiales; Apiaceae. The transcript has a single exon.
UGUCAGCAGCCCACGACAUGGAUAGCAAAGGAAAUCAAAAUGGAAAAAUAUGAAAUAAAUAAAGACAGGAGUGACCACACAAGAACAAUAGUAUUACCAGCAUCACUAGAGAGAUGGAAAUGGCAGGAGCAGAAGAAUCCAAAGCUCACCACAAUCAAAUAAACGACGUCCACCACUCUCGAAAGCCAAAAUCAAAAACAAGACCAAUCUGCAUAUGCCUCGCAUUAACAGGCCUAAUCCUCCUCUUAAUAAUCAUAAUCAUAGUCAUCCUAGCCUUCACAGUUUUCAAACCCAAGCGUCCCACAACUACCAUAAACUCACUAACUCUCCAAGCUUUCAACUUCAAACUAAACCCUCUCCCUCUGGAGAUCCACCUCAACGUCACUCUCGACGUAAACAUCCUCGUCAAGAACCCCAACAAAGUGGCCUUCAGGUACACCAACACGUCCGCGUCUCUUAAGUUCAAAGACCAGGUCAUUGGAAAUGUUCCCAUUCCGCCUGGCAAGAUAAAGCGCGAUGGCUCCACUCCUCUGAACCUCACGCUCACCGUAAUGGCUGAUCGGCUGCUCGCUGAUCCUGAUUUGUACUCGGUGCUGCUCGGAUCAGGGAGCCUGCCGCUGUCCACGAGUACAAGAAUCAAAGGGAGGGUGAGGAUACUGAAGCUGUUUAAUGUACAUGUUGUGUCGGAUAGCGCGUGUGAUCUUAAGAUUAGUGUUCAGAGCAGGAGCAUUGAGCAGCAGACAUGUCAGUACAAAACCAAAGUAUAGUUUACUCCUAUUAGUAUUUCUUGUUUCCUUUGCUUUAGAUGUUUUAUCUCUGUUACAUACUUUGAAACUCAUGUUGUUAUAUUUUUGUUGUUCCUUGAUUCGUUAAUAGUGCCAUAUUUUUUGUUUGUGUA